ACAUUAUCAGUUUAUUUGCAAGAAAAAAAUCGUUGGAUCAUACAAACAACGUCUGAGCAAUUUGCCAAGAGAACAAAGAUUGAAAAUGCUGUCCACGACAACUAUAGUUCUUUCAUUGAUGCUAAUGAUAUCGUCUAUUCUGUUAAAUUCUCUCGGGAUAUUUGUUUUAAAUAAACAACGAAAACGUAGAAGUAACAUACAGAAAUUAAUUUUAAUCAAUUUAAGCAGAAUUGAAAUCGUGAAAAUGACCCAAGAUAUCUGUGUAGUGAUUAUUUACCAAUACUUCGGCAUGAUUUAUGAGAACUAUAUGGUUUACUUCGAACUGAUGGAAAUUGGAACGCUAUCUAUUAUUUUUCUAUCAAUGAUAUUAAUCUCCGUUGAUCGAUUUCUUUGCAUUACAUUGGGAAUAAAAUAUAAAGCAAUUGUUACAAAAAGAAAUGUGAAAUUCUCUCUUGUAUUGAUUUGGAUUAUUGGCGUCAGUACUUCAAUUCCAUUUUUAUUUGCAAAAGAAAGAUCGCACAUCAAGUAUAUAUACUACGCUACUUUCGAUGCAUUGUUUGUUGUCUUCUCUGUGAUUGCUUACGCAAAAAUCGCGUUUUCGAUUCGCUCAAGGACCAAACGUAAACGAUCAAAGCCAAUUGGUGUGUUCAGAAAGUUAUACAUCGUUCCCUUUGGAAUCAUUACAACAUUUGUUCUGUUCAAUGUUAUUCCAGACACAGUGGAAGUCUUGGUAGUGCAUUAUAAUCGACCAUUCGAUUCUACAACAUACGAAGCUGUGUUCUGUUUUUACAUUAUCGGCUACAUUGCUGAUCCUUUAAUAUAUAUCUUUCUGAAUGCUGAAACCAGAGCUAUAGUGCAAAACAUAUUCUCCAAUAAUAGGAGAAGAAAUGCAUUUCCAGCAACGUCAUUUUUUACAAAAAUAACAUCAUUUCGAUCCGAGCGAAGUUAUAUGGAGUCGAAGAGAGUGCCACUUAGUCUAAGAAAAAAAUCUUGUCUGGUCAGGAAAUGUUGCGAAGGACAAUCCACUGAAUUAAUUUGUGAUAUUACCGGUAGCAAUAGUGGAAAAUUAGUGACGGCUGUAGAAAAAGUAUAACUCUAAUUCAUCAGAAAUCCAUUACAAGAAAACCUUAACGAAGUUAAAUAAUUUAGUUAUACAAAUAUAACUAAGAAAGGUUGUCUCAAGAAAUUUUUUUAAACACCAACUACUUAGCAGGUUUGUCACGGUUUUGAAAAUCGUUGGAAUAUUUUUCAAGGAUUUUAUGGAUUUGUGUGAUACGGCAAGGAUCAAAUUUUGAGACUAGUCUUGUAUGAAGCCGCACAAAUGUCGCCAACCGAAAGAUCAAGCAUUUUUGUCAAUGGAAAUUUGCAUUGUGGGUCUUGGUCCUCAGGCAUUUAGUAGUGAAUAUGCUCGAAAAGUCCAUUUAAAGGUAAAAUGAUAAUGGAAGAGAACACAACAUUAUACACAAUGCAAAUUAUGUCUGUAAUUUGCUUAGGAUUUGUGCUUUAUUAAUUUGAAAA
Messenger RNA from Hydractinia symbiolongicarpus, 1518 nucleotides. Its product is annotated as alpha-2C adrenergic receptor-like. Gene Ontology annotation, biological process: G protein-coupled receptor signaling pathway. Gene Ontology annotation, cellular component: membrane. The record is from RefSeq and is a predicted model, not a curated record. Gene Ontology annotation, molecular function: G protein-coupled receptor activity; peptide binding. The transcript has a single exon. Bases 86 to 1093 code for a protein of 335 amino acids. Lineage: Eukaryota; Metazoa; Cnidaria; Hydrozoa; Anthoathecata; Hydractiniidae.